AUGAGUAGAUUCAUUCCAAAUGCUCCCCCAGAUGACAGGCCACAACAAAUUCAGGAUGAACUUGAGUAUGGAAAAUUAACCAACAAGAAAUACUUGUACGUUUCCAAGCAUGCUGCCGGCGAACCAUUGCCUGAACCGAUAGAAGAUGAACCUCCUUACUAUAUUUACAUUGCUACCUACGUCAAUUACCUUAUUUUAAUUAUUAUUGGUCACAUAAGGGAUGCUUUCGGUAAAGUGUUCAAACCGCAAGAUUACCAAGACUUGAUUGAACAGAACGGAUAUGCUCCGUGGUAUGAUGGAUUUGAAAAUUUUUACGUCCGUCGUUUGAAACUAAGAAUCGAUGAUUGUUUUGCUAGACCUAUCCAUGGCGCUCCUGGUCGUUACAUCAAAUUAUUUGAAAGAAGAGCAUUGGGGAAAGGUGAGUACGAAUUCACUGGACAGUCUAUGGAAUGCUUAAAUUUAUCGUCUUACAACUACUUGGGAUUUGCACAAUCCCUGGGUGUAUGUACAGACCUGGCUCUAGAUGUCAUUGACAAAUACGGUACUUCAGCGUGCUCUCCAAGACUGUACGUGGGUACCACUGAUUUGCACUUGGAAACAGAACAAGUCAUUGCAGAUUUUGUAGGCAAGGAAGCUGCUAUCAUUGUAAGUCAAGGUUAUGGUACUAAUGCUAGUUUGUUCUCGUCUUUAGCUGACUCCAAGUGUCUUGUUAUUAGUGAUGAAUUGAACCACGCAUCUAUCAGAUUUGGUGUCAGAUUAUCAGGAGCAGUAGUUAAAGUUUUCAAGCAUAAUGAUAUGGACGCAUUGGAGUUUUUGUUGAGACAGCAGAUCUCUCAAGGACAACCAAAGACCCAUAGACCAUGGAAGAAAAUCAUAAUUGCAGUUGAAGGUUUAUAUUCUAUGGAAGGAAACAUGUGUAACUUACCUAAAUUGAUCGAAUUAAAGGAAAAAUACAAGUGCUAUUUGUUUGUUGAUGAAGCACAUUCCAUUGGCGCUUUGGGGCCAAACGGUAGGGGUAUUUGUGACUACUUCCAAGUUUCACCUUCAAAGAUUGAUUUGUUAAUGGGUACAUUCACCAAAUCAUUUGGUGCCACUGGAGGCUACAUUGCUGGUUCUAAACCUAUAAUAGAAAAAUUGAGAUUGACGUACAUUACAAACAAUUACAGUGAAAGUGUUCCUCCCCCAGUGUUGGCUCAGAUAAUAUCAUCGUUAAGAAUUAUCGAGGGUAAAUUGAAUCCUGGUGAAGGAAAGGAAAGAUUGGAAAGAAUUGCAUUUAAUUCGAGAUAUUUAAGAUUAGGUUUAAAGAGAUUAGGUUUCAUUGUUUACGGUGCUGAUGACUCACCUGUUAUACCAGUGUUGUUGUUUUUCCCAGCAAAAAUGCCUGUUGUAUCAAGAGUGUUGUACUCCAUGAAAAUUGCUGUUGUCAUUGUCGGCUACCCUGCCACCCCAUUGACCACUUCUAGAGUAAGACUUUGUGUUAGUUCAGCAUUAACUAAAGAGGAUUUAGACUACGUUUUAGAGAAAUUCUCCUAUGUCGGGGACUUAGCUUUCUUGAAGUAUAGUAGUGGAAUCGCCGGAGGAAGCAAGGUUCCUGGUCAACCACCAAGAUGGAGUAUUAAGGAUGUAUUGGAAGUUAAUGUAGAGGACUGUAAAAAACCCCAGCUUCCAUAA
This is a messenger RNA of Dujonia railenensis, 1671 nucleotides long. Lineage: Eukaryota; Fungi; Ascomycota; Pichiomycetes; Serinales; Debaryomycetaceae. The record is from the annotation of a GenBank genome assembly.